AUGUUCAGCCCACCGGUGUAUCUCUCUAUUGGUGAUGAAUACGAAAAGCAGCCCACAAAGCCGUCUGUAGCGGUAAAAGAUGGUGUGAAGAGCUUCGUGGUGCCAAUGAAGCGCUCUCCGCAUAUAACGGAUGCAGUGUUUCAGAAGCCGUUUCUUUCCCUUGCAGUCGGUGAUGAGUACGUCGCUGUCUCUCCAGGUGGCACCUUUCGGCAGACGGUGGACACACAAAAGGGCGGCGGCGUCGCGCCUGUCCCGUUCAAGCCGCCGAGUCGUCCGCACAAAUCGAGUGGUAAGGGCACAUACUACGGCACCUUCAGUGAGACCAACCCACCGAGACACGAGGCGGAGCUGCCGCUGAUCCACGUAAAGAAGGCCAGUGGGGCCGACGACGGCAAUAAAAUUGAGCGGUCUAAGAAGAACUUGUACACCAACCCUGGCAAAAAGGGCACCUACGGCUACGUGGGCCUGACGAUCGGCAAGGCGGGAGAAGUGCAAUACAUCGCUGAUCCCAUCGGCAAUGCUGGCUCCACGCACAUGAGUACUCCACGUGCACAACCCCCGUUUCGGGCUGCUGUGAAGACAGGGGGUUGUUUUGACGAAGGAACGCAUGGGUUCAGCACGGUGUACGGCAUUAGUAGGCCACUGCCGCCGAAGAAGCCGAUGCUGCCGCGGCCGCCACUGGAUGUCAAGCCUUGGCGCCCUGCGGGUGCGCUUGUAAAGGACAUCACGAAGAUGCCAGAGUACCAGGAGGACCCGUUCGACAUGAAGGAGAAGCGGAUACGCGAGGAACGACAAAAGGAGCAGGGCUACAAGCCGUGGCACCCGGUGGGCAACGACCCGUAUCGCCACAUCUACCACGCCCCUGUGCAUUUUGACCCUCCGCCGGUGGAGUAG
This is a messenger RNA of Trypanosoma grayi, 894 nucleotides long. RefSeq lists its product as hypothetical. The transcript has a single exon. The coding region runs from base 1 to 894 and encodes 297 amino acids. The record is from RefSeq and is a predicted model, not a curated record. NCBI's taxonomy places the organism in Eukaryota, Euglenozoa, Kinetoplastea, Trypanosomatida, Trypanosomatidae.